Messenger RNA from Penicillium waksmanii, 1104 nucleotides. RefSeq names its product MOSC domain-containing protein. Gene Ontology annotation, molecular function: catalytic activity; pyridoxal phosphate binding; molybdenum ion binding. NCBI's taxonomy places the organism in Eukaryota, Fungi, Ascomycota, Eurotiomycetes, Eurotiales, Aspergillaceae. The transcript has a single exon. Bases 1 to 1104 code for a protein of 367 amino acids. The record is from RefSeq and is a predicted model, not a curated record.
AUGGUAUAUUCAGUCACCAGCCCCUUGGUCCUAGGACUCAUUCUACUCCUCCCAUGUCUGUUUUUCUCCAAAUUGAAACCAUCAAAGGGAUGGAAUACAACACGUCUAAAUGCACUCCUCCCCCGCCUCCGCCAACUGCACCCCUGGCGCACCCGCACCAAACAAUCCAGCGAAAUCGUCUCACUACGCAUGUACCCAAUAAAAUCCUGCCGCGGCUUCGAAGUCCAAAGCACAACGCUAAAAGAGCACGGCCUCGACCUCGACAGAAGAUGGAUGCUAGUCGACGCAUCAACAAAUGAAUUCCUAACAAUCCGCCAAAUCCCAGCCAUGACGCGCAUCAGCACAGCUUUAAGCCCCGACGGCUCCGACCUUUUAAUUUCCAUCCCAACCACAAAAUCCAGAAGCAAAACUAUUCGCAUCCCUGCUCACCCUUCACAAGAUUGGCUAGCGAAAAAUACAUCCAUCGCCCCGGUCAAAAUCUGGGAUAAUGAUACAGACGGAUAUAUCUACAGCGAGAAAUUCAACGCGUCUUUCUCGGCGUUUCUGGGCCAGUCUGUCUCGCUCGUAUAUAAGGGUCCCACACCGCGCAUUCUGAAGGGCAAUGGGGCACCGGAGUUACUAGGCAGGGUGCAGAGUACGGGGUUUCCGGACGUGUAUCCCAUCUUGAUUGCGUCGGAGGCUUCGCUUGCGGAGUUGAAUGCGCGGUUGCAGAAGAUUGAUGUUGAUCCUAUUACGGUUGAGCGAUUUAGGCCUAAUAUUGUUGUUCGGGGUCAAACGGCUUGGGUGGAGGAUUCGUGGAAAACGGUGCGGAUAGUAAGCGGUGGUGCUGGGAAUGAUGGUCCUUCUUCGCUUGAUUUGGACAUCGUUGCGAGGUGUGCGAGGUGUCAGGUUCCGAACGUUGAUCCGGAGACUGCGGAUAAGCAUAAGAAGCAGCCGUGGGAUACACUGAUUUCGUAUCGGAGAGUGGAUGAGGGGAUUAAAUGGAAGCCUUGUUUUGGGAUGUUAAGUGCGCCGAGGAACGAGGGGACUGUUGAGGUUGGGAUGAGAUUGGAGGUUUUGGAGGAGACGGAUGAACAUCGGUAUAUUACAGGCUUUAAUGCUUAA